AAGUCUGAAGACAGUAGUUCUAAUGGCAUGAGCAUUGCAUUGCGAUUUAGUCCAGCCACUGUAUUGUGCGCUUACGAAACGCCACUGGUUUAAACUCUUGACAGUUCAUCGAGGAACCUAUACAUCAAUAAAGGAGAGUUUGCGGACAAGUACCUAAAAGUAGCGGUGCGCUCCGAUACUGACACUUGGUUCAUUUCAAUAAUAACAACAGCAACAACAACAACAACAACCGCAAAAGGGAUAUGGUGUUGGACAUGUGAAUUAUAGGAGUUACAACCACCUUCUUGCCCAAAAUGAAGCUGGCGUCUUCUCCGUGUUUGUUUGGCUUUCUUCUGACCGCACUCGUGUUUCGGAUGGGCACAUCGCAGUCAGUGUGCACCGGGACGGAAAACAAGCUUAGUACCCUGUCAGACCUGGAGCAGCAGUAUCGCACCCUGCGCAAGUACUACGAGAACUGCGAAGUCGUCAUGGGCAACCUGGAGAUCACCAGCAUCGACCGCAGCCGGGAUCUCUCCUUCCUGCGGUCGAUUCGGGAGGUGACGGGCUAUGUGCUGGUGGCUCUAAACCAGUUUGACUACUUACCCCUGGAAAACCUGCGCAUCGUGCGGGGCACGAGGCUCUACGAGGACCGCUACGCACUGGCCAUCUUCCUCAACUACCGACGGGAUGGAAACUUCGGACUUCGAACACUCGGCCUCAAAAACCUCACAGAGAUCCUCCACGGCGGCGUGUAUGUGGACAACAACAAGUUCCUGUGCCACGCGGACACCAUCCACUGGCAGGACAUCGUGAAGAGCGCCCCCGCGGGCCACCUGGUGGUACCCACCAACAGCAGCAACACAUGUCCAAGGUGUCAUUUCUCCUGUUAUGGUCGAUGCUGGGGACCAAAGGAGGACCAGUGCCAGACUUUGACUAAGACGCUGUGUGCUGAGCAAUGCGAUGGACGCUGCUUCGGGCCCUACGUCAGCAACUGCUGCCACCGGGAGUGCGCUGGAGGCUGCUCGGGACCCAAGGACACCGACUGCUUUGCGUGCACUAAUUUCAAUGACAGCGGGGCGUGCGUGACCCAGUGUCCCCAGCCGCUGGUCUACAACCCAAACUCUUUCCAGCUGGAGCAGAACCCGAUGGCCAAGUACACCUACGGCGCCUUCUGCGUCAAGAAGUGCCCACAUAACUUUGUGGUGGACCACAGCUCCUGUGUGCGCGCAUGUCCAAGCAGCAAGACUGAGGUGGAGGAGAAUCGGGUGAAGAAGUGCAUUCCCUGUACCAGCGUCUGUCCCAAAGCCUGUGAUGGGAUCGGCACGGCCAGCCUACAAACAGCUCAGACCGUGGACUCCAGCAACAUCGACAGAUUUGUCAAUUGCACCAAGAUUAAUGGCAACUUGGUGUUCCUCAUCACUGGCAUCAAGGGGGACUCCUAUCAUAAAAUACAGCCUCUGGAUCCAGAGAAACUCAACAUCUUUAAAACUGUAAAGGAGAUCACAGGCUUUCUGAACAUUCAGUCCUGGCCAGAGAACAUCACAGACCUUGGUGUCUUCUCCAACCUAGAGACCAUCGGGGGGAGAUCUCUGUACAGUGGCAUCUCGCUGCUGGUGCUGAAGCAGCAGUGGAUCUCCUCCCUCCGGCUCCAGUCCCUGCGGGAGAUCAGCGCCGGUAACGUCUACGUCACCAACAACAGCCAACUGUGCUACUACAACACUGUCAACUGGACCGGCCUCUUUCGGACCAACACGCAGAAGGUCCUCAUCCGCAACAACCGGGACCCCAAAGAAUGCACCACUCGUCGGAUGGUGUGCGACCCGCUGUGCUCGGACGCUGGAUGCUGGGGCCCGGGACCAGACCAAUGCCUGUCCUGCCGCUUCUUCAGCAGGGGACGCACCUGUGUGGAUACCUGCAACCUGUACGGCGGGGAUGUUCGGGAGUUUGCCAACGGCUCGGUAUGCCUGGAGUGUGACCCUCAGUGUGAGCAGGCCGAGGAUGAGUCCUUUACCUGCACUGGACCGGGACCCGAUCACUGUGUGAAAUGCCGACACUUCAAAGACGGCCCCAACUGUGUGGAGAAAUGCCCUGACGGAGUGCAGGGAGCCAACAGCUUCAUCUUCAAAUACGCCGAGGCCAACAACGAGUGCCACCCCUGCCAUGCCAACUGUACUCAAGGGUGUCUUGGACCCAGGCUGCAGGACUGUAUUGGCAUCAUGGACAGGACGCCCCUGAUUGCAGCGGGGGUGAUUGGGGGUCUGUUCGUGGUGGUCAUCGUGGCCCUGAGCGUGGCCGUGUCGCUACGCAGGAAGAACAUCAAGAAGAAGAGAGCCCUCCGACGCUUCCUGGAGACUGAGUUGGUGGAGCCCCUGACGCCGAGCGGAGCGUCCCCAAACCAGGCCCAGCUGCGCAUCCUCAAAGAGACCGAGCUCAAGCGGGUGAAGAUCCUGGGAUCAGGCGCCUUUGGCACCGUCUACAAGGGCAUUUGGGUCCCCGAGGGAGAGACCGUGAAGAUCCCGGUGGCCAUAAAGAUCCUGAACGAGGCCACGGGCCCUAAAGCCAACAUGGAAUUCAUGGACGAGGCCCUGAUCAUGGCCAGCAUGGAGCACCCCCACCUGGUGCGUCUGCUGGGCGUGUGCCUGAGCCCCACCAUCCAGCUGGUGACGCAGCUCAUGCCGCACGGCUGCCUGCUGGACUACGUGCACGAGCACAAGGACAACAUCGGCUCCCAGCUGCUGCUCAACUGGUGUGUCCAGAUCGCCAAGGGUAUGAUGUACCUGGAGGAGAGGAGGUUGGUCCACAGGGACUUGGCAGCCAGGAACGUGCUCGUCAAAUCCCCCAACCACAUCAAGAUCACAGACUUUGGGCUGGCGCGGCUCCUUGACGCCGACGAGAAGGAGUACAAUGCAGAUGGUGGCAAGAUGCCAAUCAAGUGGAUGGCUCUGGAGUGUAUCCACUACAGGAAGUUCACCCACCAGAGCGACGUGUGGAGCUACGGAGUGACCAUCUGGGAGUUGAUGACUUUUGGAGGGAAGCCGUAUGACGGAAUCCCCACCCGCGAGAUCCCAGACCUGCUGGAGAAAGGAGAGCGUCUGCCCCAGCCUCCCAUAUGCACCAUCGACGUCUACAUGGUCAUGGUCAAAUGCUGGAUGAUCGACGCCGACAGCAGACCGCGCUUCAAGGAGCUGGCGGGAGAGUUCUGCCGGAUGGCACGCGACCCGCAGCGCUACCUGGUGAUCCAGGGCGACGACCGCAUGAAGCUGCCCAGUCCCAAUGACAGCAAGUUCUUCCAGAGCCUGCUGGACGAGGAGGAGCUGGAGGAUCUGAUGGAUGCAGAGGAGUACCUGGUGCCCCACGGCAUCAACGUGCCGCCCCUGGCUUACACCCUCCGCGCACGCAUGGACUCCAACAGGAACCAGUUCAUGUGUCAGGACGGCAGCUACAGCAGCCGGGAGGACAUGAUGUCCACCAUGCCGCGGGUGGUGGCGGUGUCAGCCCUGUCCCCUACCUGCUCCUCCCAGGACACCUCCAUCAGCAUCAGCGCCAGCGCCGCCUCCUCCGAGGGCGUCGUCUUCCCGGACCCCCGUUGCAACGGCACCCUGCGGAAGAAGCAGCAGCAGCAGCCCAAGCAGCAGCAGCAGCAGCAGGUGUUGACGGUGCGGGCCGCCGCCGCCGCAUCGAUGGAGGACAGCAGCGGGCAACGCUACAGCGCCGACCCCACCGUGCUCCUGGCAGAGCGUGCCACCGCCGCCGGCCGGGCCGAGACCGACGAGGACGGCUACAUGACCGCCGGCCAGGAGAAGAACCCCACAGACUAUCUCAACCCUGUGGAGGAGAACCCGUUUGUCACCCGACGCAGGAACGGAGACGUCCACGGCGUGGAGGGCCAGGGUUACCACGGCGCCCCCAAUGGCCAACCGAAGGUAGAGGACGAGUACGUCAACGACCCGCUCUACCUCAACACGUUCCACAGCACCGGCGACAAAGCCCAGGAUGCUCUUCGGAAGAACGGCAUUCCCCUGUCACACCUGAUGGCCGCCGGGGGUGUGGGUGUGGGCGCGAGCGCAGGUGCCAUCGGCAGCCUGCAUCAUCCCAUGCAGGCGGGCAACCCACACCCACACCCACACCCACAGCUGGGCUCUCAGGUGGGGGGAGAGCACCCCGCCCGGGCGCACAUGCCCUCGCAGCCCCCGUACCCGGCCCCUCCGUCCCUCACCACCCUCUCGGGCCACACGCUGCACCCGGCGCACCCCGCACACCCCGGACACGCGCUCCACCCGGCGCACACCCUCCACCCGGCGCACAGCGGCACCAUCAUGGCCGGCGACAAGAAGCCCAAAAAGACCUUCGACAAUCCCGAGUACUGGCAGCACAGCCUGCCGCCCAAGGCCUCGCUGCACAACCCCGAGUACCUGCAGGACUGCAGCACGCGCUUCUUCUACCGGCAGAACGGACGCAUCCGGCCCGCCGUGGCCGAGAACCAGGAGUACCUGUCCGAGUUCGCGCUCAAGCCCGGGACCUCGUUGCCCCCUCCACCAUACAGGCAGAGGAACACUGUCGUGUAGCUGACUCGGCGACUCGUGGA
This is a messenger RNA of Engraulis encrasicolus (European anchovy), 4564 nucleotides long. RefSeq names its product receptor tyrosine-protein kinase erbB-4-like. The coding region runs from base 294 to 4544 and encodes 1416 amino acids. Gene Ontology annotation, molecular function: ATP binding; epidermal growth factor receptor binding; transmembrane receptor protein tyrosine kinase activity. Lineage: Eukaryota; Metazoa; Chordata; Actinopteri; Clupeiformes; Engraulidae. Gene Ontology annotation, cellular component: basal plasma membrane; signaling receptor complex; plasma membrane. The transcript is spliced from 27 exons. Gene Ontology annotation, biological process: positive regulation of cell population proliferation; positive regulation of kinase activity; negative regulation of apoptotic process. The record is from RefSeq and is a predicted model, not a curated record.